Molecule: messenger RNA, 1407 nt
Organism: Paraglomus brasilianum
Lineage: Eukaryota; Fungi; Glomeromycota; Glomeromycetes; Paraglomerales; Paraglomeraceae
Source: the annotation of a GenBank genome assembly
AUGUUAUCCCAGGGAACAGCAAGAUUAUUGACUAAGCGGCUGCUUUCCCCAAGUAUUAGUGGGGUAUUGCGGGAACGACGAUCAUACAUUUCAUUGACUACUCCUUCUAAGCAUGCUGUUACUACGGAAACUGUUCCAAAGACGAUAACACCUGGGCCGGAGCUUCUUGGCUUUGAAGCCACGAAAGUGAAGAAGGCAAAUAGGCCAAUAUAUUUAGAUAUGCAGGCGACUACGCCUACUGAUCCUCGCGUACUAGACGCCAUGCUACCAUAUUGGACUGAGCAGUAUGGUAAUCCACAUUCGAGAACGCAUGCGUAUGGGUGGGAAGCGGAAAAGGCUGUUGACGAGGCUCGCGUUCAUGUUGCUUCCCUUAUUGGAGCUGAUCCAAAAGAAAUAAUAUUUACAUCCGGUGCAACCGAGGCUAAUAAUAUGAGCACAAAGGGAGUUGCUCGAUUUUAUCGGACAAGUAAGAAACAUCUGAUUACUACUCAAAUUGAACACAAAUGUGUUCUUGAUUCAUGUCGUGUAUUAGCCGAAGAGGGUUUCGAUAUUACAUAUCUACCAGUCUCCGAGUCGGGAAUAAUUGAUUUAGAACUCCUUGCUCAAACAAUUAGACCUGAUACAGCACUCGUAUCGAUUAUGACAGUAAACAAUGAGAUUGGAGUAAUUCAACCAGUUGAAGAAAUAGGAAAGAUUUGCAGGGCCAAGAAAGUAUUCUUCCACACUGAUGCAGCACAGGCAGUCGGGAAGAUACCAAUGGACGUGAAUAAGAUGAACAUUGACUUGAUGAGUAUAUCUGGUCAUAAGCUGUAUGGACCUAAGGGUAUUGGAGCAUUAUAUGUGAGGAGGAAACCGAGGGUGAGACUAGAAGCAUUACAGAGUGGAGGUGGACAGGAGAGAGGAUUAAGAAGUGGAACUGUACCUACUCCAUUGGUCGUCGGUUUGGGUGAAGCAUGUAGAAUAUCCAAGGAGGAGAUGGCGUAUGAUGCCAAGCGGGUGGAACAGCUGUCAGACCGUCUAGUAAAUGGGAUUAUGUCACGCGUUGAGCAUGUUGUCCGUAACGGGGAUCCCAAUAAGACCUAUGCAGGUUGUGUCAAUCUAUCAUUUGCUUAUAUAGAAGGUGAAUCCCUACUCAUGGCCUUGAAGGAUAUUGCACUAUCUUCGGGAUCAGCCUGUACAUCAGCUUCUCUUGAACCGUCUUACGUGCUUCGUGCACUCGGAGCUGAUGAUGAUAUGGCUCAUUCGAGUAUCAGGUUCGGUAUUGGUAGAUUUACCACAGAGCGUGAGAUAGAUCUUGUGGUUGAGAGAGUGACGCAACAUGUUGAUAAACUAAGAGAAAUGUCACCGUUAUGGGAAAUGGUACAAGAGGGAAUUGAUCUGAAAUCUAUCCAAUGGUCUCAGCAUUGA